AUGGCCGGUGUUCAAAUUGAGGGAGCAGCAUCUUCGACCGAUUUUCCCUCGACAUAUGGGAUUAAGAAAGAGGAAGUGAAAGUUGAAUUUGAAGAAGGAAGAAUUUUGCAGAUUAGUAGUGAGAGGAGCAAAGAGCAAGAGGAGAAGAAUCAUCAAUGGCACCGUAUGGAGUGGAGUAGCGGUAAGUUUUUAAGGAGACGCUGUCUACCGGGGAAUGUGAAAAUGGAGGAAAUUAAGGCGGUCAUGGAGAAUGGUGUGCUUACUGUUAUGAAAGAAGAAGAGAAGAAGCCUGAGGUGAAAGCCAUUGAUAUCUCUGGUUUAAAAAAAAGUUGCAGAUUAAUUGUUUGUUGA
Solanum dulcamara is the source of this 351-nucleotide messenger RNA. RefSeq names its product 17.6 kDa class I heat shock protein-like. NCBI's taxonomy places the organism in Eukaryota, Viridiplantae, Streptophyta, Magnoliopsida, Solanales, Solanaceae. The transcript is spliced from 2 exons. Bases 1 to 351 code for a protein of 116 amino acids. The record is from RefSeq and is a predicted model, not a curated record. Gene Ontology annotation, biological process: response to heat; response to salt stress; protein complex oligomerization.